Plasmodium relictum is the source of this 987-nucleotide messenger RNA. It is a transcript of the gene SIS1, whose product is annotated as protein SIS1, putative. Lineage: Eukaryota; Apicomplexa; Aconoidasida; Haemosporida; Plasmodiidae. Gene Ontology annotation, molecular function: protein-folding chaperone binding. The coding region runs from base 1 to 987 and encodes 328 amino acids. The transcript has 3 exons. The record is from RefSeq and is a predicted model, not a curated record. Gene Ontology annotation, cellular component: cytosol.
AUGGGAAAGGAUUAUUAUUCUAUAUUAGGAGUUAGUAAAGACUGUACAACAAAUGAUUUGAAAAAAGCUUAUAGAAAAUUAGCCAUGAUGUGGCACCCUGAUAAGCAUAAGGAUGUUAAAUCAAAAAAGGAAGCAGAAGAGAAAUUUAAAAAUAUAGCUGAAGCUUAUGAUGUUUUAUCUGAUGAAGAAAAGAGAAAAAUUUAUGAUACAUAUGGAGAAGAAGGGUUAAAAGGAUCAAUACCUACUGGAGGAAGUACAUAUGUUUAUAGUGGAGUAGACCCAUCAGAGUUAUUUAGUAGAAUAUUUGGAUCAGAUAGUCAAUUUUCCUUUACAUCAGCAUUUGAUGAGGAUUUUUCUCCUUUUUCUACUUUCGUCAACAUGACUUCAAGAAAAGCAAGACCAUCUACUAAUACAAAUAUAAAUUCUAACAACUAUAACAAACCAGCAACAUAUGAGGUACCUCUUUCUUUAACAUUAGAAGAAUUAUAUAGUGGAUGUAAAAAAAAAUUAAAAAUAACAAGAAAAAGAUUCAUGGGAGCGAAAAGUUAUGAAGAUGAUAAUUUUGUAACAAUAGAUGUAAAAGCAGGAUGGAAAGAUGGAACAAAAAUUACUUUUUACGGAGAAGGGGAUCAAUUAUCCCCCAUGGCCCAGCCAGGAGAUUUAGUUUUUAAAGUAAAAACAAAAGCACAUGAUCGUUUUUUAAGAGAUUCAAAUCAUUUAAUAUAUAAAUGUCCAGUACCACUUGAUAAAGCUUUAACUGGUUUUCAAUUUAUUGUAAAAUCAUUAGAUAACAGAGAUAUAAAUGUAAGAGUAGACGAUAUAGUAACACCCAAAACAAGAAAAAUAGUAGCAAAUGAAGGAAUGCCUUCUUCAAAACAUCCUGGUAUGAAAGGAGACUUAAUAGUAGAGUUUGAUAUUGUAUUUCCUAAAAGUUUAACUAGUGAAAAAAAGAGAAUAAUAAGAGAAGUAUUGGCAAACACUUUUUAA